AUGAAAUGCUAAUUGGUAAGAGAUGCUUAUUUCAGGAUAAAAAUCAAGAUAAAUGUCGAUUAAAGGUAGAAAAUUUGCUGGAAAGGGAGAGACAACGGCAUCACAUUAUGCAUUUGGACCACUUGAAGAUGAUAUGAUUAUUAAACAUAGACUUCUGACUCGGACAACCACCACUAGAGGUGAACCGCCACUGAAGAAACUUCAGAAGAAGUUUACUAUAUUUGCUUUGGAGAUAGAGAAGGAAGCUGAUAACUACAGUGAUUGCGAAAGACUUGCCAAAACAUUCUUGCAAGAGCUAAAUACUUUUGAGAUUCCGCUCCUAAAGAGCAAAGCAGUCAUAGAGGCAAAUGUUAGAGAAAAGGAGAAUUUUAAUGACCUGAAAGGUGAUAUCAACAAGCAAAUUAUACAGGCUCAGGCUGAUAUUGAAGAUCUCAAGAGGCAACUCGAAGAAAGCAAAGUUGAAAGGAAGCAUAAAGAAGAGGGUGAGGCUAUCAGGAAGUUGAUUGCUAUGCAGCCUCCAAGAUCAGAAACUCAGAAAGUUAUAACAGAGCUUGAGAAAGAGAUAGCUAUGUUGGAAGCCGAGAAUACUGCUAGUUCAAGGACAUUGGACCUUCGUAAAAAGCAGUUUGCCCUUUUAUUGCAUGUGGUUGAUGAGUUGCAGCACACAAUAGAGGAAGAGCAGAGGAGUUUGAUCGAAGAGAUGAGGAAUGCGGUUGAUGAUCCUAACAAGAGUGGAGUGGGGGAUGCUACUGUAGGUCCUGAAGCAAUGGCUGUGGAUUAGCAAGUGAAGCCUUAGUACUCUUCUAUGCUAGGUAUACUCUUACAUACAUGUUUCAUACUGGCUGUUCACUUAUGGCGGAAUUUUGCUUAACUAUAGCGAUAAAUAAGUCGGUGCUAUUUGAAAGCGAGAUGGCGAUUGAGGGUCUUGUUGUAUAUUGGUAUUAGGUCUUGGAGUGCUGCUAGGUUGCUAGGUUUUACCAGGCAAACGUCUUACUGCAACAUGAAUAGGAUUUGCAUCUCAGAAUUCAUAUGAAAUGCUAAGCUAGUAAUGCAAUUACUAUUUAGGUGCAUCUCUGAUGUUACUGGAGAAACAUUUGCUUCAUUAACAGUCUCUUCUACUAUGCUACCAGAUUAUCUUUGGAUUGUCAAGAAAGCGUAAUUCCUUUUGCCAUUUUUCAGGGUCCAUGGGUUGACUUCUGGCUAUUGGAGCUCAAUCCUGGGAUGUAUGUAUAAACAUUAAGUGAAAUGGAUUUGAUCAUAUUGUUGUGUA
Lycium ferocissimum is the source of this 1270-nucleotide messenger RNA. RefSeq names its product THO complex subunit 7A-like. The transcript has 2 exons. Lineage: Eukaryota; Viridiplantae; Streptophyta; Magnoliopsida; Solanales; Solanaceae. Gene Ontology annotation, cellular component: THO complex part of transcription export complex. The coding region runs from base 53 to 781 and encodes 242 amino acids. The record is from RefSeq and is a predicted model, not a curated record. Gene Ontology annotation, biological process: mRNA export from nucleus; mRNA processing.